AUGUCCUGGCUUCUGGUCCUGCUGGUUUUUCUUGUCCACUGUACAGAUUCUGGCCCUCAACCCAUGCUGAAUCAACCACCAUCGGCAUCUUCAUCCCCUGGAGCCACAAUCCGCCUGGCCUGCACUCUGAGCAGUGACCAUGACAUCAGCCUUUAUAGUAUCUACUGGUACCAGCAGAGGCCCGGCCAAGCUCCUACAUUCUUGCUGAGAUAUUCCUCCCACCUAGACAAGCACCAGGAUGCCAAGAUUCCCUUGAGAUUCUCUGGAUCCAAAGAUGUGACUACAAACACAGGAUAUCUGAACAUCGCUGAGGUGCAGCCAGAAGACGAAGCUGUGUACUACUGUGCCAUAGGGGCCCAGAGCAUGGAGAAGGAGAGGCAUGAAGACACAGAUCCUGCUGCUUCAGGGGCCCAGACACCCCAAGAUAGGCUUCCCUUGAACUAAAGCAGGAGGGAUGCCCCUCCCCACUGAGAGGCGAGUGUGGGCAAGCAGGAGGGUGGGGUCAGUAAGCAUGGCUGUGGGUCCUGGCCCAGGCCAGACUCAGGGAUUAAAGCUGUUUGUGUCUUGAAAAGCUGUAUUAUUUUUUAUUUAUUUUUUAUUUAAGA
This is a messenger RNA of Erinaceus europaeus (western European hedgehog), 605 nucleotides long. RefSeq names its product immunoglobulin omega chain-like. Lineage: Eukaryota; Metazoa; Chordata; Mammalia; Eulipotyphla; Erinaceidae. The record is from RefSeq and is a predicted model, not a curated record. The transcript is spliced from 2 exons. Gene Ontology annotation, biological process: immune response; immunoglobulin production. Bases 1 to 444 code for a protein of 147 amino acids.